GGUGUUGCUGUUGUUGCUGGCGGGGGUCCGCCCGGACCCGAGCCAGACCGGUCUACAAGGAUUCACGACGAAGAGGAGGAGGAUAUCACCGAACGGGAGGACGAGGAGGAGGACGAGGAUCCCUGCAGCUCGCCAGAGCCUGACCUUGAAAACGAUUCCGAACCCAUGGAGAUCCAAGCGUCGGCUGUCACCGCGGCAGCCGCGAACCUCCACGCGCUGCGCCAACAUGUAUUCAAGAUGUCGGACUACUGGCAGCAGCCGCAGCGCGGACCGCCUCAACACUCGCCCGGGAUACAGCACAGUCCUAUCUCGAACUCGACGCAACAACAGCAACAGGUCCAGCAGAUGCACAGUCCGCUCGGGCAGCAGCAGCAACAGCAGCAGCAACAGCAGCAGCAACAGGCCGCGGUGUCGCAGGUGCAACAGAACGCGAACACGAGUCUCGGUCAGACCGCGAGCCCUCAACAGCAGAUACAGCAGCAGCAGCAGCAACAGCAGCAGCAGCAACACGCGCUGUCUAUGAACCAGACCAACCAGGGCCCGCAGCAUCAGUCUUCCCCAGCACCGACGACGCCGUCGCCGCAAGCGGACCAUCAAGGUGCCAUUGCCUCCAGCAUGGCCCAGAGUUUGCAUAGCCUAGCGCAGGCACAACAGACCAUGUCUCAGGCGUCAAGCCCGUCGUUGGCGGUUCAGGCCGUCCAGGCGGCACAGGCGCUCAAUCAGAAUCUGGGCCAAGCGCUCACCCAGGCGCUAACGCAAAACAUGCAACAGAACCUCGGCCAGACCCUUCAGCACAAUCUGGCGCAGAGUCUGACGCCGAACCUGUCGCCGCAGCAGCAACAACAACUGCUCAAUCAGCCGCAAAACCUGAGUCAGGCGAGCCAGAGUCUGCAGCAGAACAUCCAGAGUCAGGCGCAGAACCUGUCGCAGACGCUGCAGCAACAGGCGCAGAAUCUCACGCAGAACCUUGGCCAGGCGCUUAACCAGCAAGCGCUGCAGCAACAAGCGCAGAAUUUGCAGCAACAGGCGCAGAACCUCACCCAGAACCUACAGCAGCAGGCGCUCAACAUGGCGGGCACGAUCGCGCAGAACGGCGGUCUCGCCGGCAUGAACAUGUCGGGCAAUCAGCAACAGAAUUCCCAGAACUCCAUGCUGAGUCCGGGCGCGACCAGCCAGGACUCCCACGACGCCACACUCACGGAGAAGCUCGUCAACGAGUUGCAGUCUCGUGCCUCUGCGGCGGGGCUUGGAGGUGCAGUAGGUGCCGGCGGUGGUGGAGGAAUGGGCAACAUCAGCGAACGCACCCUCGAAGAAUGCUGGUCCACCCUGCAGCGAAUCUUCAUGCACAAGAGCGCGAUGCAGAUGCACGCGAGGGAGCUGGGCGCGGGUGCACUGACGAGGCCCGGCGGCGGCGUCGCCGGCGGCCUGGCCGGCCUGGGCGUCGGUGUCGGCGUCGGCGUCGGACCGGGUGGCAUGAUCAGCAACGAAGUUAAGCCGCACCAGUGCCAGCAGUGCCUCAAGUCGUUCUCCAGCAAUCAUCAGCUCGUGCAGCACAUCAGGGUCCACACCGGCGAGAAGCCGUACAAGUGCAGCUACUGCGACCGCAGGUUCAAGCAGCUCAGCCACGUGCAGCAGCACACGCGACUUCAUACGGGUGAACGACCGUACAAGUGCCAUUUACCGGACUGCGGGCGGGCCUUCAUCCAACUGUCGAAUUUGCAGCAACACCUGAGGAAUCACGACGCUCAGGUGGAGCGGGCGAAGAACCGGCCGUUCCACUGCAACAUCUGCGGCAAGGGUUUCGCCACGGAGUCCAGCCUCCGUACCCACACGUCGAAGGAGUUGCAACAGCGUGUUGUGUUCCAGCAACACGCCGCCCUGAUCGGCGGCCCGAACGCAACCAGCUGUCCAGUAUGCCACAAGCUCUUCCUCGGCGGCGAGGCGCUGAUGGAACACAUGAAGCACACCCACAAGGACCCGAACGCCUCCGGAGUUGCCAUUCCCUCCGCUGACUGCACAACCUCCGUUGCCGGGGUUUACCUAGCGAAGCGACGGACCGCCAACCACCCGUGCCCAGUGUGCGGGAAGCACUACGUCAACGAGGGUAGCCUUAGGAAGCAUCUGGCCUGCCAUCCUGAGACCAGUCAACUUAGCACAAGCCUCAGGAUGUGGCCGUGCUCGGUGUGCCAAGCCGUCUUCACUCACGAGAGCGGUCUCCUGAGCCACAUGGAGCACAUGAGGAUGGACCCGAAGCAUCAGUUCGCGGCACAGUACGUGCUGAGUCGUGCGGCCGCCGAGAGGCGAGAAAGGGAGAUCCUCGCAAGUUCGAGUUUAGGAGCCGGUUUGGGAGUGUUGGGAGGUAGUCAGACCGGAGGACCACAAAAUUUGCAACAACCACCAAUGUGCCCGUCGCCGUCGGCCCAUUCGGACAGCAGUAGCGGCAACGGAAGACUAUCGUCGGCCGGUAGUGAACCUGAUUUUUGCGCAGGCACCGGUCUACUGAACAAUAACAACAAUAACAAUAACAACAAUAUGGCAUCGCCGGGACCGAGUGGCAACAAGCUCAGCGAGAUGCUACGAGCGGGUAGUCAACCGGGAUCGGCGCAGCAGUACCACGACGAGAUGCAGUCGCAACAACAACGCAUGGCUGUUAUGGCCGCGGCCGUAUCAGCGGGAUUGCAAAACUCUGUGUCGCCCAAUCUCUCGCCAGUCGACAUGGCGUCGCUCGCGGCGGCCAUGAGGAUGGGCAACAACGGUGACAUGAGCGGUACUCAAGGGUCGACGGGACCGCAACAACAAGGGGUGCAAGCGAGUGGACCGGAACAGGCUCUGAGGAUGCAUCAGGCGGAAGCUCUGCUUCGUUCUCAAGCCGAGGCUGCCCUCAGACUCGCGGUAUCUCAAGCGGCGGCAGCCGCGGCAAGUUCCGCGGUGGGCGGCGACGUAAGACAUCAUCUAGGACAGCACAACGGAGGCAGUGCUUCCGGCAUGCCGGGACACCAUACGAACCAACAAAUGUCCCAACAGGACUCCCUCGCGCCAGACCUCGGAGAAGCGCUGCGACUACAAGAGCAACGAUUAGAACAGGCUCUCAGGCUGCACGGUGCAGCUGAUCCGCGCGCCCUGAGCUUCACUCUGGCUCAGCACGUCGUCAAUCAGCAGAGCAAUCAGCAACCCUGAAAAUUCAGUUACUACUGAGACGAGUGGACCCCUUGGGCGCCGGAUCAGACGACCCUGCAGCAGAACGAGCGCAUGAACCAGCAAUCGCAAUCGUCGGUGGAGCGCUCGCCGCCGUUACACGAUUCGCAGCAACAACAGCAGCAGCAGGGUACGUCUUCCAUCGGUCAUCAGCAGCAGCAGCAGCCUGAAGACCGUGGCAUCAAGAGGAAAGCCGACGAGAUGAUCGGUAACUCCGAAAACGUGUAAGAGCGAUGACACGUCUGUCGCUGAUAGCGCCGACGAAUCGUCGCUAUCUCGCUGGCGUGACUCGCCUCUAACGCCCAAGUGCGGUCACUAGAAUUUCGCUCAUUGUCUCAGCAGUACGAAAAUGUCGACAAAACAGAAGGACUUGACAGGAGGGAGAGAAUAUCGGUGUCUUCCUAUGCGGAUAGAACCGACGAUCGCCGGACCAGCCGGGAGCGGCCGGGAGAUCCAUUCUCCCGGUCGACGAACUCUCCGGAUGGUACCGUGCCGGACGACGGGAGGAGAGUGAGAAUACGUACAUGUAUAGCGAUCCGUUGCACGGCUCGAGGCGGAGGAAUCGCAGUGGCGACGAUCGUCUCCCGCGAUUUUUCGCGUCGUUGUUCCUACACCGGUCCUGGAUCAAGGAUCCGCCGAAUGGUGCUCCCGUUCGGAACAGCUUGACUGCUCAGGUUCCUCAGGACACGUCGUCACUGCCCUGCCACCGCCUCGACUCCCGAUACGUGCCAUAAUAACGAGAAGCUGCUAAAAACAAUAAGCCAUCCCGGAUGUCUCGUCCUCGGGACGGGCGCCAGGGUGCAGCCCCCGAGGUACUAUGAUCUUUUAGUACAAGAGCCUUCUAGUGCGGCGCGCGACGGUACCGAGGAUUCAACGGAUGAUCCUCGACCGUCCUGUAGCCCUGGCUCAACAAACCUAAACUAUAUAUAAAUAUUAUACAUACAUAGACAGACGUGUCUCUAUCGAACCGCGUUUAGAGAGGUUUCACUCCCCUCAAAACUCAAGCCCUCUAAUAUUAAAAAGCUCCCGUAAUGCUUAAGGCGAAUCACACCACACACCCACGUACGCAGGCUCAUCAAGAAUGUACGCGUCGCGCGGUUGCGGCGAACGAUCCACCAUACGGCGUGGAGUCGUAUCGCCCCGUUACACGGUUGUUAAUUAUAUACGUACCGAAAUCCCCUUCCCCGUGUGUGUGACAGACGGACGCAACCCAAUCCGAACUGGACGUUCUCUCACCUGCGAUCAACGUUUCGCGCGAACGACGACAAAACGACGUUGACAUUUCGCGCACGAGAAACGAACGUCGGACGUAACUGCGUCGGGACAGAUACGUAUGCAGCAGACACACACGCAGGCAUGCACAUGCAUACAUACACAUACAAAUACGUACAGAGAUACACAUACACACGUGUACAAUAUGAUCCACACAUAUAAGACUCAUCAGCAGCACACUUAUAAGGUGAAAAUAUAAUGCGCGCAACUUGUGCUCGUCGGUAGCACGAAAACUAUUAGCUCAUAAGCGAACAAACAAAAUAUAGUUAUUACAAACAGUUAUAUUAUAUAUAUUAUAUAUACAUACAGAGUAUGAAGAGUAUGACAGAGACAAAAAGAACGUGCGAAACCCAUUCACACUUGCGCGUUUACGCCGAGAAAAGGAAAAAUGCGGCAAGCGUGAAAGAGCGAGCAUUUUUCGUGAGCAAAGCACGCGACGACGGAGAAGAGAGAAAUAAAAAAACUAAAUGCUAAAUAUUAUAUAUAUUAUAUAUAUAAAUAUUAUAAAUAAUGAAUAUAGGGUCUAUGAGACUAGGAUAGUUAGGCGAAAGGGAAAUACGAGCGAAUGCGGAGCGCGCGCCCCCGUUUUACGCGAUCACGAGCACUGUCGACGAGAGAAUGUGACAGCACGGGACGAGAGAACGAACGAAGAGGAAAUCAGUGUGCGAAAGCGCGGGAGAGCAAGAGAGGGAGAGAAAGAAAACGUACGAAAGAGUGAUUUUUUACGAAUGCACGACCUCGGGAUCGGCGUAGAUGCGCGGGCGCGCCAUCGUGCGAAUGGCCAGAUCGAGUAAAUGUGAAUGCUUCGUGAGCAUCAAGGAGGAGCGAAUGCGAAGAACGAGAGUGAGAUUUUAGAGUGGCGUGCUUCAGGUAAUCUGAGGUCCUGUGAUCGUUAUAAGCGAAAUAUUUUUUUAUUUCCGGGUAAUAUAAUCUGAAACGCGUAAAACUCUUGCGUCGUUUUGAACUUUUACUUGCAAUAUACCGUUACGUUCUCGCAAUACUUAGGAUGAAGAAGAAUAAGAAGAAGACGAAUAGGAAUAAAGAAGGUGGAUGAACAAAAACGUAAAUAAAAAAAACAAAGAUACGAAGAUGAGGAUGACGAGGGAGAGGAAAAACACGAGAUUAAAGUCCAUAGGUUUGAUCGUGGAGCGAACUUUUUGAGACUCGAGUCAGCCCUUGCCCUCCUAAAAGCAUUCCUUUUUCGCGAUGCCCCAUCAAUCCUGACCUCACCCGACUGAACUCCCCUUCGCCUUCGUCCGUACUUUCGAUGGAGUUUAUCUUUCGAUGAGACUUAGACGAGAUGAAACGAGACGCUGACUGUGAAUGCAUCGCAGAGAAAACGAGAGUUUGACGUUGGUUCGAUUGGAAAAAAUCAUUUCUAGACAUUGGAGAACGGAAAUGCUUGGAUCUCCCAAAGGACAAAAUCGAAAUCGACAAAGUUUGAGUAACGGAAAAACGAGAGGAAAACGAGCACCCCGGAAUACCGGCCGAAACAUAUCGAAAAGAUUCGACGUGCAUUCACCUAUGACACAAUUCGAUUUCUUCAUUUCUUCGACUGCAAUCGCGGAUUGAGUGCGGAAUUGAAUGGUAGCGUGCUGAAUUUGUUCACUCCUGGACAUUAACGUCGAUCGAUCACGUUACUGUUAUUUCUUUUCGGAGACUCUCGACGGGACUUUUCGUUCCUGACCGGUUUAUUUUUCCAAACAAUAUCUCGGUUCCUUCGAUCCUUACUUUCCAUCCCGCUCUGUGCAUUAUCUUGUUUCCAAAAUCUUCUAAAUUCGGUCAAAUAAAAUUUCGCCUACGAAAUAAUCGGUAAAAGUCUUUUCUCUCGCUACGUUUGGCAAUCGUACUUUUCGAGCUGCGAAAAUUUUCCAGAGGAAAUUGUGCAUUCGCUUUCGCGACAUGUCUCCGCGACAUCUCCCUUUCAUGUCCCUUUGUUCGCCAAUUACGAAAGUAAAGCCUAACGUCGUCAUCUUCGUUGAACGUAAAAGACACGCGCUGAGAAGCCGCCGAGUAGCCAGGCUUUUUGACCAUCUGGGACGAGAGAAGAAAAGAUCGCUAAAGGAUUCAUCGUCAAAGCUACAUUUAACGAUCGCAUUCGCUUCGCGAUCGGAACUCGACGGACAUGCCCGUUAUAGUAUGUCUCGUUUCGAAAAAUUGUCAAAAAUUCGCGACUUUCUGGGGAAACGUUCUCGUCGUCAUUGGGAUCGAUCGUCGCGCAGAGUCAGAAUUCGGAAAAUUUGGAAAAUUUUUUUACGUUGGUCUACCGUGUUCUCGCGAGCAAAAACGGACGGGCCUCCUCGAGUUCCGGCGAUCGCAACCGCGGGUCGAUUCAUUGAUCGUUAUUAUUAAAGUUUUUGCGUUACAGGGCGUUUUUUCCUCGGAUUAAGUAGUAUGUAAAUACACCUUGAUAUCACAAGCAUAAACUGAGAAUUUACUGGUAAACUUAAACGAACGUACAUAAUGCGAAAUAGGGUUAGUUUCUAUGUAAAUACCUAAAGCUGGGCGAGUGCAUACACCUCGUUCAUGCAACCAACGAUAAUCGUUUCUUAUCGAACCAGAGUUUCUGUUCGUUGUCGGUGCGUGUCCCCGAUGAUCGGCGAACGCUUUCGCGCUCUCCCGAACUCGCUGCCGCCCCACACUGACAAUGAAGGGUGAAUUUUACAUCACUGAGGGUGGGUUGCGCGCGGGAGCGUUCGCUGUCUCUUGGACAUCACCGAUCGGGAAAUUUUUUUUUUCUCGACACCAAUACUCUGACACACUGAUACACACAGACACACUCACACAGCAUUGCGAUGGAUUGUACAGCUACGAGCUAGCAACACGUAAUAUCUAAAACAAUCUUCGUACAUUUCGGCGCCCAUGCAACAUCAUAGAGACCGACUUUUCGGGAAAUUUUCGUUAAUAAACGAUCGCGCCUUUUUUUCGGAGGAUACAAAGGGUAUCAGUCAGUAUCAGGCGAAAGUUUCGAGUGUUGUGUGAAAGGUGCGAACGUGCUACACGAAAUUUUGAAUGAGAGAGCUCGGAGAAAGUUUGGAAGAGAGCAGGAAUGCAAAAUUGAUAAAUCUUUAGAAUAUCGUCAGUUGAUGUCUGUGAGUUUGAAGCGGAUGAACGAUCUGGAACGAAUGAGCAAAGCUUAGUUAGGCAAAACUGUUAGCACGUGUCGCGCGAAGCGACGGAAUUGUCGUUGAAAUUUGCUAAUAACGGUUUCUCAAAGAUGAAAAUUUUAUUUCGCGGUCUUUAAUCGAGAGCGUCGGGAGGUAUGGAGAACGGUGCACGAAACGGUAGUAAAAGCGCGAAAGUGAGCGGAAAAGGAAACGGAAGGAUGGAAAAAGUGAUCAGCGUUACUAUUUACCAUCAUCUCACUAUACCAUCACAAAAAUUUUAAUAAAACAGCAACAACAACAAUACAAAACACUACCACCACUACCACGUCGAGAUCCUUCAUGAUGAUCGCGAUCAUGAAACGAUUGACAGACGACUGUUUUCGACCGGUGCAUCCUGCCGUGCGCCGAGGGUUGCUUUUUUAACUAGUAAAGCGACUAGUAAUGAUCGACGGGACGGUUCGGAAUCGUCCCGCGAUCCAUUAAAACACGUACCUCACGCGUAAAGGAAGAAUUCCCGAGGCGCCGGCCCGUGCCCCGCGAACGUGUACCAUAAUUUUAAAUUUAAAAACAAAAGGUAAUGCAAAAGAAAGCACACACACACAAGCGCGUUAAACAAUAGAUCUAGUAGUGUAUGUUCUGUAAUCAAGCGAGAAGUAAGCGAGGAUAAAGAUAAAGAAAAAGUAAUAAUAUAAAAAAAUGCGGGUUGCACCCGCGGAAAAAGCACAAAAAAAUAAUUUACAAAUAUAUUGAUUUACAUAUGCCCGUAACUCGUAAGGGGGCCGGUGGCGCAAACGCGCCCGCGUGAGAUUUUCGGGCCCCACGACGACGACGACGAAAGGGUGGAGACGGCGGGGCACACGCUCACAAAGGGCGUCCGCGAGUUUCGCGACGCAAAGAAACGUGCUCGCGGUCAAAGAGCAGUUAACGGAGAAAAUGUGCGCGUGCAGCGCGAAAGAGAGACCGCGAGAGAGAGAGAGAGAGAAAGACCGCGAGCGAUUGGGUCGUCCGUUUUCGUCGCGAAAGAGGCAGCGAGCCGCGCAAACACGAAAAUGGCGAUGGCGGUCCGGCAGCGACGAGAUGCAGAGAGACAGAGGUUCACGCCUAACGACGGAAGAAUCCAGGAAGGGAGGCCCCCCCGAGGCGUCACGGACGACCCGAAGAUGCGUACCCGACCGUAGCCCCGUGGCUCGUGGAGAUGCGACUAAAGGCUUAGUCGAGAAGGGGUCCACAGUAUGAUGACACGUAUAUACAUAUAUAUACGCAAAGGUAUAUGUAUAUGUAUAAAAAGGGGAAAAUCCACAGCGCGACGUCGCCUGCAAAAUCGGCCCUAUCCAUAAUCUUAAUCUCUUUCAUGUAAAUUUGCUAAAUGUUUAAAUAAUCUAAAAAGUGCCAUAGCCCGGAUGCGCUGGUGCAUACUCCCAGCGCAUACACACUUACAAAUACGACUCGACCUUCACGAAUAAAACGCAAAAUCCGCGGUUCCGCGCACGUCUGAGGCGCGCGCGGCCGCGGUAGAAUUGGUAUCCUCGCCAAGGAACAAGUACAAUGCACAACAGUGACAGAAACCAACGCAAACAGGAAAAUACGCCACAAGAAUGGCGCGCACCCCGCGUCGCGACGCGGGGAUGCGUCCCAAUGUUACACAAUCUGAAAAGUUGCCCUGGUUCAGAGCGUGCAACCCCGCGCGCUCAAACGCUUCUCAAUACACGAGCACGCGUGCUCACAUACAGAUUACAAGUUACAAUACAAUGUUACACUUCUGAUACACUUGAAGCACACUUAUCUACACUUAACCACACACGCUACGGAUAUGUAAAGCCAAUUGAUUUUGUAAAUUGCCUAAAAAAGGAUUUUUAAAAAGCUACGAUUCGGCCCCGUGAUAAUAUUAUAUUUUUGCGCUGAGAUAACGCCGAUCCGCCUCGGAAAAGCCGUGGAUGGCCUGGAUGGAGAAGGGAAGGCCCGCUUUCCAGACGGAGACGCGUCGUCUCGGACGCCCUCGAAAAAGCGUUGAUCGGUUCUUCGCGGUACUUUGGAAAGAAAGGUAAAUUUCGUGGAUGACAUAACAGCACACGCGUUUGUGCUCGUAGUACUAUCGUAUAACGUAUAAAUGCAGCAAAAUUUCGCGGCCUUUGGCAUACGUUUGGAUGCAAUACCGAUGAUGAACGGCUGCGUGCACGCCCGCGUGAGUACACGCGCGAGAAUGCACGCUCGAAACGCGUCCCGGACUUGACACGAGAGUACCCGGAUGUGACGUGUGGGCGGCUUCUUCGUCGGGCUAUAUCCCGACAGGUGGCAAGGUGCCAGAGAAUUUCGUCAACGAAAAAGUGCAGUGCGAAAGGAGAAGAGAGAGAUUUCGCACAAAGAGGAGUGGACGACAAAGAUAAAGUGACGAGCCAAGUUUGAGACGAAAUUCGUGACCCUUCGAUCAAGAGAAAGAGAGGAGGGCACCUCUGAUCGCCACCAGGAGACCCCUGUUCCACGAGACUCAAUCAGAAAGGUGUAAUAAUCACAUGAACACACACAACCAAGAGGAAUGUGGCAGCGGCAAUUGCAUAAGGGCCGUUGUUCGAGUGCGGCUUUACAAGCAAAAACCGUGGUUUGUUUUUGAUCGGGUUUUAAUUUUUUAAUGAAAUAAUCUCACGACGAAUACAUAUGACGUACGAUCGCACGUGCUCGCCCACUCGUCGCCGCGCCAUGGUGCAAAGAUAAGCGCAAGGUGCAGCGAUACCCAAGGGGCAACGGCACGACGACGUAUGCGCAUAUUAUUCGUGACAGUGUGUAUCGUAAGUGCGCAGCAUAUGAUAAAACCGACAGUCUAGCAGUGCGAGCGCCUCGGCGGCAUUCGCGUCUUCACGCGGUGACCCUGACCGAGCCUCCGUGAUUAAAAACCGGAAUAAGUUGUUUCAAUGUCCACUAUAUAAAUGAAAGAGCCAUAGUUGUUAAGGCGGUGGGUUCCGGCGUUCGGCGGGUCGACCUGAUUCACAUCACGCGCUCGUUCUGGCCCCAGAGAGUGAACUUCGAGAGAGACGACGGCGGCGAGUCGACGGGGAAACGCAUGGAGAGACGGAGACUUCAACGACCGCGAACCUUCGGUAGACUGGCAAAAUUACAUGGCUUCUGGCAGAUCGAAACGAUCGAGGUAGCCGGGACAAUCCGAUUCGGAAUUCGGCGAUCUGAACGCGCCCUUCGGCAAGCAAAAUUUCACUCUCUUGUCUACACCCGCGCUGCGUUUUCAACGCCACGCGUGACUCCGAUUCUUCCUGUCUCUUGCUGACAGGAUGGCACCUGAUACCAACAAAGGAUGUGAGAAUCAGAUGCAUUCAGCUGAGAAUGCGAAGCGAGGGUGUGGACGUAUAUCCUGGCUACCAAGCGGGUGAGAAAGGAAAAGAGUGAGAAACAGGGAAACACCGGGAACGGAGAUAAUCCAGAGACUCUAAACCUUAUGAUCGAUCGAAGUCGUGAAGAAGUAGCGACUGCCAUGAUCCAACUCCCAAUAAUCCACACCGACAAUUGAUAACGGUCGACAACGACGAGCGUGCGGACCCAUCGCGCUGCUUCGUCGCGAACAGAUUAUGCGGACAACGACCGACCGAUCGAUCAAUUCGAUCGACUCGAUUGUGCCGCGUGAUCUCUGUGACGAGGCGAUACUCUUUUCAAAAUAUUCUUCAUACUUCCGUUCAGGAGAAUGUGUUUCUUUCGACCCGAACCUGAGCAACCCCCCGCAUGCGUGUCCGAGGUGAAAGGCCGAGUCCGUUAUUCGACGUUUAAUAAAAUCAGUGAUCGGAAAUAAUGGCGAAAUUGAAAGGCGGAUUAACUUGCGACAAUCAAAAGAGAAAAGAAGCAGACGAAACAUGAAAACGAGAUGAAUUAGUACAUAGUCCGCUGAGUGGGUGCCUUCGUCAGGGUUUUCCGUUACAGUAAACAGACAGUUUUCAAGUAUAACUCACAAUUAGUAGUGCUAUGGUAGAACAGUAAUCACAGUGUACCGCAGUUAAACAGUUAAAUAAGUAAGUAUACGGGAAGCACGUGGUCUUUUUCAGUGUCUGCAGAAUCUCGUCGUACACCACCUACCUAAUCGGUUAGUGGCACGACCGGAAGUAUACCGGAUUCAUUUCGUGCGCAACUUCCUACCCCUACCGGACUUCCAUUCGAUCCACCGUUUCGCAAGAGUUUCUCCCCUGACCUUCCCCAAUUUUUUCGGCUCUGAGUGACUGGCAUAGAAAGAAAUUCGAUCGAAUUAUCGAGAGAAAGCAUCCUGAAAACAAAAUUCAAAAAAACCCUUCAACCAAACCGGUCACUCGCAACUCCUCCUCCUCCUCCCGCGAUUCAAUCGACAUUUAAUGAAUAAAUAUGAUAAUAAGUGUACUAAGUGUCUGUAGUUUAGCCAACGUGUACGUUGUAUACUCUGAUAGGCGCGAGUAAGCGAGCUGUAGGAGGCUGAUAAAGCGCGAAAAGCGAAGAGAGAUGGCAAAAGAGAAAGGAAGUAGAGAGACAGGUAGACGAUUGCACGGUGGAGCCAUAUUUAACUAACUGAUAACGAUUAAUUAAUUACAGUAAUCAUUCAAGAUGACUUAAUUAACAGUUAACCGUACCGCAUACACACAUGCAUAAUUAUUAAUUACACGUAUUCCAGUACAUAAGUAAGGGCCAAGCGGUAGCGCCGCGCGUACCGCGCGCACCGCAUCUAUCCAAUAAAUAAAUCGCGGAGGCACUCACUACGGAACUCAGCGAGCAAGGACUUUGGGACUCGGACGCGGAUCGGAGGGUACCUGAACACGCGCGCCAGGAUUCCAGAAUUUCGAGAGUCGAAAUUUACUCGCCGCGGAGAGUUCGCAGAGAAAGCGAACAGAGAAAAAGGAGAGACGGCCUGCAGGUCCGACAACUCGGAAAAGCCCGUCUGGUUUUCCCGACGUCGGAUAGUGUCAGCCGUUCGGUUUCAGGUUCGCAUCAGCAGACCGAGAUCGUUCAGGCAACGCGUGUUCAGGUGUCCCGCACCCCAUUACUUUAUUGGUCUUUCAAGUGCAACGUUGAGUUACUUCACUUACAGCGUUGUUUUUCUACACAAUACAAAAUACCCUACCACCCGUCCCCACCGGCGAACCAGUUCACCUCAUCACGCUCCCGCAGGAACAAAGCAUCCCCCUCAUACCCACCGCCCUCAACCACUCAUCCCCCCCCCCCAUACAGUGUUGUUUCACGUCCGUUCGCGAUCAACUUGGUUGCGAGUCCAGCGGCGACUGCGCGCCGUUCCUUACGCGAAAUUGAGAUAUUUGGCAAUCCUGCUUUCCCUCGAAAAAGAAGAAAAUAUUUGAAAAUCGUGAGACUCUUUUUCACAUCUGCGGAAAAAUGUUCUACGAAAUUCUCAAAAAUAUUACAAAAGUCUCAUCCGACUGGAUGCAGUUUCUGGACAACGGAACGGAGCGCGCUUGACCUGGACUCCGAAAAUAGCGAACGUUAAGUUACAGAUUUCAGACUUUUACGUACAGUUAGUUACCGAGUAAUACAGCGCAAGUUAUCGUUAAUUUUCGACGCGCAGCCUCGUUGCGACGAGGGCGAUUUAUGAAAGAGUGCAGCUCAUCCGCAUCGUGAGUUUCGCACCGAGGAGCGCGACGAGGAUGCGCGUGCAGGUUUAAUGGUAUCGAUUGAGUUUGGUCGAAGUCCCCUUUUGGGCAAACACACCGACGCACUUCCGGUCCCGCCGGCCAGCAUCGUUCGACGGAAAAAAAGAAAGGAAAAAAAAGAGAGAAACGAGCUCGAGCCUCCGAAGAGAUCGCGACAGAGAGGGAGCGAUUCUCCGUUCGAAAUUCAAUUCUAGUCAAAAGAGGGUACAAAGCCGAGACGGGUGUCAACUCGGACAGGCGAAAUCGGUACUUAUUUAAUUAUUUAAUGUGAGGAGAAGGGAAGGGGUGGAAAAAUGGAAAGAGACACAGAGAGGAGAGAGAAAGAGAAAGAGGAGGCUCGAGAGGAAAAUACCUUUCAUGGGAUUGCGCGAGCGCGCGUUCCACUCGGCGCGCAAAGAUGAGAUAAGGAGAGAAGCAGAGGAAAUUGGCGAAUAAAAAUAGUAAGAAAAUAAAAAAAACAAGAAAGAAAAGAUAAGGUGCUGGCAAACGCAAUCUGUGGAAUCGGCGGGGUGGCGGGACCGUACACGAGGAAAUAUCCGCGUUGCUGACAAAACGUAGCCUCUUUUCGUUGUGUCAAACCGCCGGCCAGGAUCCGGGCCGAUCCUUGUAUAAGCAAAAAUGACAAAUUUUCAAAAAGCAAAAAAAGAUGAAUGUACGGUGCGAAUGGAUCUUUCAUGAAGCUUCGAUUGUUGUUCCGUCGAGUUUUUCCUUUUGCAUAUAGAUGCAAUGCAUAUCCACCCUCACGCUUUUCCGGCGAGGCUGCGGGGCGGGAUCUCGCACGUACAUUUCGAACUAGAAAAUCGGUUCUCGAUCGGCGCGAGAUACGCGAAAGGUUUUGGCGAGUGGGAUAAAAAGGAAAAUCGGAAACGUCGAGAACCCGUCAAGCGAGCCCCAGCCUUUCGAUACCGCGGUUAACCUACUAUUAUUAUGAUUAUCAUUAGUUACUAAUUAUCAUUAAUAUUAUUAUGUUGAUUGCCACAGGGCAAUUGGAGGCGUAUUUUACAGAGAAACGAAAGGGAAGGGAGAAAGAGAGAGGGAGAGAGAAAGAGAAAGAUCUAGCAAGCAAUGCCUCGAUUGGAAGUUCGCUCGGAUCGUCGAAGCCAUAAUAUGUUAUAAACGUUUAAUAAUUCUUAAGUGAAUCGACGAGAAGCGGUAGUAAGGCAAGAGAAGCCACGUUUCGAGAUUCUCCUUUCUUUCUUUACCAUUUUUAUGGCUCCUUUGUUUGACUAUACACGUAUACACGAAACACACGUACAUAUAAUUACGCUGGUUAAAUAUUAUGUAUGUUACUUAGCAGAUAAAAUAUUUAUGUGUACUAAAGUAGAAAAGAAACACACGAUAUAUCCCCCUCGCGUUACGGAGAAAUUAGAGUCUUUCCUUGUUCUAUUAUUAUUGUAAUUAUUAUUGAACAAUUAGGCAUCGAAAUUUUAUUGUUGUUAACGAUCGUGCAAGAUUGGUUUUUCAUUAUUUGUUUGUUAUUUUUCUUUUUAGUUAUGCGCGUGGUAUUGCACGACUGAGAAAGGCGGAAAUGACUUGAUGACUUUUAAUUGAGCUUUACACGCGUUUUCCUUUACGUUUAGAUGUAUCGAGUUCGACUCUCGCUUUCUUGAUCUUUUGUUUUCUUUUUUUUUUAUAUAUAUUUGCACAUUGCGCACGCGGAUCGUGCGUGCAUUGCGUAGGUGUUAUUAAAAUUUUACGUUCCUCCUUGUCCCGCCCCUUUUUUUACGUAUACCAGUGCACUUUCCUCGUUCAGAAGGCGAAGAGUACGAGGAUUAAUUUCGAUCUCAUAUUUUACGUAUCCAACGUUGUCGCGGGAAAUCAAACUCGUCCGAAUCGACGAAUCGCGCGGAUUGAAUUUUUAUUUCUUCCACGAUUACAUACGUACUCUUCAAUAUCGUCUCUUCGCAACGUUUUCGUUCGCCGAGCCGCGGAAUUACUAUUAAAAGACCACGCUUAUUACGUGACAAUUAUCUUCGGUCUCGCUAUGAGAGAGUUCCUAUUUAAUGAGCAAAAUAAAACGGUAAUCGAUGAGGAGGACGACGAGAGGAAGACUCGGGCUGAGAGAAAAGCGAGCGUGGCGGAAACGCGGCGUUCGGCGAGCGAGCUCGUCGUGUUACGUUUGCUAGUCAGAAUUGGUUUAAAAACGAUGAAGCAAGAUAGGGAUUUUUUUCUUACGAUUAGUUACUGUCUAAUUAAUUAAUCUAUUAAGCGUAGCCAUUUACGUUUAGUUGACGCGGCCCCACAUUCGAGCUGCACUCGUCCUGAAGUUAAGUAGGUCAACGUAUACACGUGCAUGCACACGCGCGCAGAUACAGAGGCACACGCACGCAAAAUGGUAUACAAACUACGGUUCAUUAGUUACUAUUCACAUAGAUUGAGUCGCCGAUUUAUGAAAAUUAAUUGCAGUCCGCCGGGACGUAGGUCACGUUAAAUUUAAGUCGACAUGUAACUCCAUCCUUAUUUUUGUUACUUGAAUUUCCUCCUCUCACGCCUUUAGAUGCAUACAAUCACGCAGGCUUUAGCCGCAACUACUUUACACGUAGCGUAGUGCCGACACUACCAUCACUCCUAUACUAUUACACCUACUGCUACCGCUAUCGCUAGAAAAUGUUAGUACAUCGCUAUUAUUACUAUUAUUAUUAUAUUAUGUUAUAUAUUGUAUGUUAUUAUUAACGUAAUUAUUAAUUUUUAUUAAUAUUAUUACUAUUAUAUUAUUAUUAGUAUUAUAUGUUUUAGAGAGAACCCGUGUUGUAAACUGUUCUGUCUUCGUUCGCGUGUGGUUCAUUAGUUAAAUCGAUGUGAUAAAUGUCUAGUUCUCUUUGUGCCGAUUCGAUUAGUUCCCUUCUUCACACGUUCUCUUUUUUUUAUUUUUUAAUUCAUCUCUCGUGUGUGGUUCCUCGCGUCGAAAUUUGCAACCGACGGCUUCUUUUGCGUGAGAGAAAAAGAAAGAGAGAGAGAGAGAGGCAGGAUAAUGUGUCGUAUCUUUAAAAUACGCUGACGAUUGUCACAUGGAGUUUAGGACACGUGCAUUUAUUAAAUUUUAUCGUUACCUACUAUUACCUUGUCAAUGAAAUACCGGGUGUACGAGCGCGUAAGCAGGGGAGCAUCUUCCUUUCUCAUCGCUCAUUUUAUCGAAAAAAUCUCGCAUGUAAAGUUGACGCUUCGAUGUAGAAAAUGUAAAAUGAAUAUAUUUAUUUGAUUUUAAAUAAAUAUAUUUAAAUUAUAUACAAUUUAUAUGUAAAUUGACAUGUUGCAUUAAGAUCUCGGUAAGGAGCGCUUGUACACCCGGCAAUAUACGUUAUUAGUUAAUACUAUUAGUUAUUAUCAGUUAAUGCCACAUUAGUACUAUUAUCACUAUUAUUAGUUAUCGCUAUCGACUCUUGAUGCGACCCUUAUUGUCGAUCGGCGAGCGAGAUAACUAUUUCGAUUGCCCCUCGUCUCGAGCGUGCUUGAGCUUGUAGUUGAUACUGUCGCUACUGUAUUCUUUAUUGCGUUAAUAUUAAUUAAUUUUAUCAAACCUUAGACAAUAUCAAGAUAUCUGAAAAGUCUCACCGUUGAACAACGUAUGAUUUUUAUUUCUGUUUAUGCGGUUAUAACUUUUAUAACAAAAAAAAUAAAGAAUUAUUAGAUAUUAAUCGUGAGAGACAUUGUUGCAUCGAAAUCAUUCGAAAUUCUCUUAUCGGCAAAUUGUUGUUCGACAGCGCAAACCACGAAGCUAACCGACCGAGACGGGGAAAGGUGUACGCGAUUUGAGAUAUUUCGAUGGAGGGUUAGUGUUCAAAAAGCGCGAUGACCAGCAAAAGGGAAUAGAUUGCACGACCGGAACAUCGAGAAGAAGGAUCCUUCUUCUCUCUAAUCGUUUCCGAUCGUGGAACUGUUCCGGCUGCAACUAGAGAAGCUAUGAUGGGAUCCUCAAAGCGCCCACGCAUGUCGCGAGCUACGUACAUACAAUUUCCAGUUUCGAGAAAGUGAAUGACGCGCGAUAAAGAAAAUGUAAAAGCAAAAAAGUUAUCUUAAAGCAAGCACUAUGUAGUAGUGAGAAAGAAAGAGAGUGAGAGAGCAAGCAAGGAGGAAGCAUGUCAUACGAUUAUAAUUGCAUCAGUCUCUUUCGGUUACGAGCGAGUUCCGCAUUGUGUAGGAUGUCUAAUUGAUGAUUACGAUAUGGAGAUCAUAUAUACGAAAUGAGGACGAGGAUGGUCGAUGAUUGCGACUAACGGUCGAAGAGCAAGACCCAAAUUGAAAAAAUCGCGAGAGCCUUUUUGCACGAAAAAAAAAAAAAGUAAAACGCAUCGCAGGCGCGUGAUGCGUAUCUCUAGGAACGUUCUUUCUGUUGUUGUUAAUGAUGAUGAUAAUGAUAAAUAUGUCGAUUAAAAGAAGAGAUGCUUCUGUGCGACGGAAGGCACUCCGGACACGCGUGGAAGGAAAAUUCGAAAUUCGAAACCCAGUCUUUUCUCUACCACGUACGUGACGAUCCGAUUCCAUCUCGCGUACGUGGGCAGUGUUCGAUGAGAAUCCAAAAAGAAAACCUAGCGAUCGUAUCGAUAGCUACUGGAAUCAAUUUUUCUGGACGAUCAGUCGACCGUCAAUUAUCUUCCUGAAUGUAGCAACGGUGAAUGAAUGCGAUCGCAGGCUGAACAGGAUGGUGAGAAUUUCCACUUACUGACUCCUCUGGAUUCGAGGAGCGAUUAUUCUCACGAUCGUAAUUCCAACAUUAAUCUUCGCUAAUCCUGCGAUUCCAUUUGUCCAAUGCGUUGCUGUAAUCCUUAGCCGAAAAAGAUGCUCAAUUCUCUUAAAUCAAUCAAUCAUACUGUCAUAUUCCGUAUCUAGGACGCUCGAAAGUUGUACUUAAUUUACACGUUGCAAAAUUUGUUACGCGAAAAAGAAAAUACGCCGCGGUGUCUCGUCGAAAUCCUUUCCGAUAUAUUUCAAAAUGGCAUUAUCGACAAAAAAUAGCUGUUUCGACUGCAAAUAUUUGUUUAAGGAACUUCUCAAAUUUUCACGUUCGAUGCACAUUAUUCACCUCAUGGGGAAAGCGUCUCGACGAAACGCCGCGAUUCUCUCGAUCAAACAUAUCAAAAUACAAAGGCUCCCACGUUGGAACGUUACUGCGACAUUGCUUUCGUAACAUUAGAUUGUAAGCGAUAAAUCCGAAAGGAACACGCGUCUAUGCUCGAAACGCAACGCGUUCCGCGCGUAGACGCCAUUGAACACUGCACGAUCGAUGACCGCGAGAAAGAAUGAAUAAUCAACGCGAGAUCGAGGAAAAGACUCGAUCCUUGAAACAUCUUUUAGGCUUAACGAUCGAGGAUUAAGAGUUCGUUAGAUGUUAAUGUCUACGGAGCGGGUCGGCUUCGCGUCUUCGUAGACGUGAUCUUCGUGCAAAAAUAGUUUCGCAAAAUUCCAAAUUCUCUCGAAAGAUCCCAGUAGAGAAAAUUCAAACGAGAUCUGAUCCGUGAAACAACGACUUUGAUAAAAGUAGAAAAAAGAUGAAGUUUAUAUGGCAAGAGAAUCGAAAAAAAGGAUUCGAACCGAGGAGAUCACUUUGAGAAGAUUGCGAGAUCGAUUCGCGGGCGUGUAGAUCGAAGAUAGGCGAAAGGAGAAAAGAAGUUUAUAAGCGAGAAUAAAUUCUUUGUGCCUCACGACUUCCGGCUGGACGACCUUUCGCGCGACUACGAUACUCGUGAUUAACGCCCCGGAUCGUUGGACGGGAGACGAAUGGAGGAAUUCGUGUCACGGUUAAAUUGUAAAUACGCGGAAAUUACGUGAGAUGCUCCCGAUCGCGAAAUUCGUUCCUUCGUAAGCGCAAAACGGAAGCUCGUCGAUUCCGGAAGCACGCGAUCGGCCAGCCUAAAUUUAAGGUCUUUUUUAGAAAUUAGCGGCGGAAAGGCAGAUAUAUAUCGCGAGGGCGACUAUCGCUGCAAUUUUGUGAAUGAGAGAGCAAAGGUUUGACUGCGAGCGAAAUAAAUUGCGAGACAGGAUGAUCUAUUGAGAGAAUGCACAAGCAAGAAUGCACCUGUUGGCGAGAAUUUGUGCAUCGAGAGAACGACAACGAGUGAAUGAUAAAGAAAGAGAAAGAGUGAAAGAGCAAGAGAUGUUGCAAGUGCGAGAAAAUGGGAUGUGCAUGUGAGAUGGGAGAAUAAACAAAAUUUUACUACCAAGUGGACUAGAAUCGCAACCGAUGGGCAUUAUUAAGCGAAAAUAAAAUUUUCGGAACGUUUUUUCGACGAAGAAAAGCGUCCAAAAUUGUACCUAUUUUCAUUUUAUAAAUUAUAUAUAUAUAUAUGUAUAUGUAUAUGUAUAUGUAUAGAUAUACGACGACCUAAACGAUUAUUAUUGCAAGAUGUAAUUGCAAAAGAGAGAGAGUGAGCGUGAGAAAAAGGAAGACAGCAAGCGUGAAAGAGAACGUGCGAGAGAGCAAAGUAGUAGGAAGAUGAAAAAUAAGAAAUUAUUGUAUCUAUAUUCGGAAAAAUGAUCGAUGAUGUAUUCGAAUCGUGAUUAUUAUUAUUAUAUAUUAUGAUUAUUGUGUAUAGUUAAGGCGAAAAUGGAAUUUUAGACGAAAUUAUCGAACUCGAGGUAUACAUAUAGAGAAUGUAAGUAAGAGAGAGCGCAAAAUAGUGCGAAAGUGGAUGUGAGAAAGCAUGCGAGAAAGACAGAGAGAACGAGAGCAAGAGAGAGAGAGAGAAUUUCUCGAUGGUGAUUGCACAUUGCAUGUCGACAGGCAACAAAACAGAAUUCCCCCUCCCCUCCAGUAAAGUCAAUAGAAAAAUCAAGUCACGGCCAAAUGCAAGAUGCAGGAGCAAAACGUUUCGAGAUCGUGAACCUUUCCGGGUAAUUAUGCAAAAUUGAAAAAGAAAACGGACUAAAACGGGCGACUUUUUUCCAUUUUUCGAAAUCGCGGUUCUUCCGAGGCAAAAAUAGAAAGAAAGAGAGUGAGAGUGAUUCUCGUUUCCUUUGUACCAGGACCAAAAGAAAGCAAAUAGCCGAAUAUAUAUCUAUAUAUAUAAAAAUAUACAUAUAUGUAUGUAUGUGUAUGCAUGUAUAUACGCAUUCCGUAUGUACGUACAUACACGAAUCAACACACGCAACGCGUACGAGACGUGCAAGCGCAUCAUCCCCCGGCGCGACGAUCCUGCCGGAUUGACACGCGAUCGAGCGACUUUCGGACAACCAGAACGAGUGCCUCGGGUCCGAUUCCAGAUGCGGACGGGCCCAGAUUUGGGAAAAUUUCUUGCCGGCAGAUCGACACGCUCGGGGAUUCGGAGCGGAGAGGAAGAGAGAGGCGGCAGGAGGCAAAAGUAGCUCGGGCAGCAA
Messenger RNA from Ooceraea biroi (clonal raider ant), 20506 nucleotides. It is a transcript of the gene dati, whose product is annotated as zinc finger protein datilografo. Gene Ontology annotation, cellular component: nucleus. Gene Ontology annotation, biological process: regulation of transcription by RNA polymerase II. Gene Ontology annotation, molecular function: DNA-binding transcription factor activity, RNA polymerase II-specific. The record is from RefSeq and is a predicted model, not a curated record. Lineage: Eukaryota; Metazoa; Arthropoda; Insecta; Hymenoptera; Formicidae.